AUGAACACGUGGCCGAAGCUGGACGUGGUCGCUAUUAACACGAAGCUGGACAUCGCUCACCGUCUGGCCGUCGAGGGCUACGUGGGCCAGAUGAAGAGAACCAACGGAGUCCUCAGACACCACACCCAGCUCGUAGAAGUGCCGUUCCCGGACGGCACGUUCCCGUGGGGCCAGAGCGUUCCCGGCCCGCAGGCCGGGGAACUCGUCGAGCUCAAGCCCCUCUCUUCGUUUGACGCAGCGCACGCCCUCAGUGCGGAGGAGCCCUACGCAUACGUCCGCAGAUAUUACCCGGGCACAGAUGUCCCUGCAGAGGUCGCAGAAGCGAAGCACGCGUUGCACGGACCUGGACUUGCGCUAGUCAAGCGACAUAACUCUCCGCAGACACUCGAGCAUGUAUAA
Messenger RNA from Dichomitus squalens LYAD-421 SS1, 399 nucleotides. RefSeq lists its product as uncharacterized. Lineage: Eukaryota; Fungi; Basidiomycota; Agaricomycetes; Polyporales; Polyporaceae. The record is from RefSeq and is a predicted model, not a curated record. Bases 1 to 399 code for a protein of 132 amino acids. The transcript is spliced from 5 exons.